AUGUCCGCGCCUGGGAGCCGCCCCUCUCACGGCCAGAAGGGCCGACCCUCCGGCCGGCGGCCGCCGGUGCUCGUGUCGACCGUGGCCUCGGCCACCCGGGCCCCGGACAUCGAUGAGGACGGCUUCGAGCUGGAUCUCGGCCACCGGCUGGCCGCGGACUUUCUGGCCUUCCGCGAGGCGGCCGGCCUGCCGAGCUCCGGCCCCGGCUCGGCGGCGGUGGUGGUGGUGGCCUUCGGGCUGGGCAAUGUCGGGGCGCCGGCCCUGCGGGCAAGCUCCGACUAUGUGACCUUCUGCCAGUCGACCGCGGGCGAGGCGGUGGCGCCGGCGCGGGCGUCCCUGGCCGGCCUGCAGGGGACCUUCGCCGGGCGUGAGCGUCUGGCGGCGGCUGGGCGCGUGGCCGCGCUGGCCAGCCCGCCGCAGAUGCAGCUGGCCUUGCUGGUGUGUGUGCGGAAUGCCCUGCGCGCGCGGCUCGGCCCGGCCGGGCCGGCCCUCCGCGUGGAGGCCUUCGAUCCGGUCUUCGACGAGCGGGACCGCCAGGUCCUCCGGGCGCUAGGCAUCACCCCGCUGACGGUGAAUGAGGCCGGCCGCCGCCGGGCCGAGACCCCCACGCUCUUCUUCAUGCCGCACUGCGACCGGUUCCUGUAUGAUGCUCUGUUGGAUGAGAAUCUGGCCGACGGGCGGGACACCCUGGCCCGGUGCCUGGUGUUUGGGAACUUCCUUGCCCGGUACGCGGACCCGGGGCUCGGCGGCCCGGAGGCCCUGGUCCAGAGUGGGUUCCACAGCCUGGCGGCCGUGGUGCGGCAGGCCCGGGUGCUUGCCGGGCUGGACGCCAUGCAUGAGCGCCGGACAUGGGCCGGGAUGGCGGGCGCCGGUGCCCCGGCCGACCCCCUGCCGGUGGCCCUCUUCGACGAGGCCUUCAGCGACUGCCGGCUGCAGAGCUUCCGCCCGGCGGCGGCGGCGGCGGCGGCGACCGGUCGCCGGCCCGGCCAGGCCGGUGGUGGUCGGGCGGGUCAGGCAGGCCAGGCGGGCCGACGCGCCGCCGGGCCCGGGCCGGCCUCCCGCGGCUGA
Messenger RNA from Fonticula alba, 1068 nucleotides. RefSeq lists its product as hypothetical. The transcript has 3 exons. Bases 1 to 1068 code for a protein of 355 amino acids. The record is from RefSeq and is a predicted model, not a curated record. Lineage: Eukaryota; Rotosphaerida; Fonticulaceae. Gene Ontology annotation, biological process: microtubule-based process. Gene Ontology annotation, cellular component: nucleus; cytoplasm.